AUGAGUGGACUAACUAACUCGCUUAACACUGAACUCUUACAACUUUCAAAUGAAGCACGGCGCAAGCAUCCUGAAAUUAAAGAGGCUGCAGAGAGAUCACUAAUUAUUUUACGAACACUUAAAGAACGACCUGGCAUGGAUAUUUCACAAGAAUUGGCAAAAAAUACCGACUUUCUUAGACCUUUUCUUCUGGCUUGUGAAACAAAGCAUGUAAAGUUAAUUACUACUUCUAUAGGAUGCUUACACAAAUUAAUAUCACAUCGUGCAAUAUCAGAGUCUUCUGUUAAAACGAUUCUCAAAAUACUUAAUGACGUAAUGUCACAAGGUGUUGUUGAAAUACAACUUAAGAUUCUACAAACUGUUCCACCAUUGUUGAGUAAUUAUCAUACAUUACAUGGAGAUCUAUUAGUUGAAGUGGUUUGUAAUCCUUCUUCAUCAUCAUGGCAAUUUUUAAGAUUUCGUGAUGAUAAACUACAACCAAAUUUUUCUACUGUUGUUGAUAAAAUACUACAAAGUAUCAAAGAUGGUGUUGAUAAAGAAACACUGAUUCUACAAUCAAAUAAAAUACGUGAUUCUUGGAAGAGAAGAGAACAAGAAAGAAAACAACGA
Molecule: messenger RNA, 609 nt
Organism: Entrophospora sp. SA101
Lineage: Eukaryota; Fungi; Glomeromycota; Glomeromycetes; Entrophosporales; Entrophosporaceae
Source: the annotation of a GenBank genome assembly